CUGGCCUGGUCUCGUGACAUUGGUCAGAAAGUCACGAGUAUAGGCUGAGCCUGCAGCUGCAGUUGCAGUAUGGCCUCGGAGAGGGACGUACGUGCACAGCUGCAGCACGCGGGCCAGGAUCACCUCUUACGCUUCUGGGCGGACCUGGCUCCAGAGCCUCGAGCCGCGCUGUUAGCCGAGCUCGCCUCCUUGGAGGCGGACGCGCUGCGGGAGCACUGCCAGCGCGCCUCCGCCGCCGGCGCGCUAGUCCCGGGUCCUCUGCCGGACCUGGCGGCGCGCCUGCAGCCCCUGCCCCCAGAACGCGUGGGCAGCGCAAUCCGUUGCGACCAAGAGACACGCUUGCGGUGGGAAGAGGAAGGUUUCCGACAGAUUGCUCUGAACAAGGUGGCUGUCCUGCUGCUGGCCGGUGGGCAGGGCACUCGCCUGGGUGUCACCUACCCCAAGGGCAUGUAUCAAGUUGGGCUGCCCAGCCAGAAGACCCUGUACCAACUGCAAGCAGAGCGUAUCCGGCGUGUUCAACAGUUGGCUGACCAGCGACUGGGAACCCAUUGCACCGUGCCCUGGUACAUCAUGACCAGUGAGUUUACCCUGGGACCCACAAUCAAGUUCUUCAAGGAGCAUGACUUCUUCCACCUAGACCCCACUAAUGUGGUGCUGUUUGAGCAGCGUAUGCUGCCUGCUGUGACCUUUGAGGGCAAGGCCAUCCUGGAACGGAAAGACAAAGUUGCCAUGGCCCCAGACGGCAACGGGGGCUUGUACUGUGCACUGGCAGACCAUCAGAUCCUGGAGGACAUGAAGCAGCGGGGUGUGGAGUUUGUGCAUGUGUACUGUGUGGACAACAUCUUGGUGCGGCUGGCUGACCCAGUCUUCAUUGGCUUCUGUGUGCUUCGGGGAGCAGACUGUGGUGCCAAGGUGGUGGAGAAAGCGUACCCUGAGGAGCCAGUGGGUGUGGUGUGUCAGGUGGACGGUGUCCCCCAGGUGGUGGAAUACAGCGAGAUCAGCCCUGAGAUUGCUAGGCAGCGUGGUGCUGAUGGGAGCUUGCUCUACAACACAGGCAAUAUCUGCAACCAUUUUUUCACCAGAGGCUUCUUGGAUAUGGUCACCAGGGAGUUUGAGCCCUUGCUGAAGCUUCAUGUGGCCGUGAAGAAGGUCCCAUACGUGGAUGAGGAGGGAAAUCUGGUAAAGCCGCUAAGACCGAAUGGGAUAAAGAUGGAGAAGUUUGUGUUUGAUGUGUUCCAGUUUGCUAAGAACUUUGUGGCCUUUGAAGUAUGUCGGGAGGAGGAGUUCUCCCCUCUGAAGAAUGCUGACACAGCUGACAGGGACAACCCCUCCACCUCCAGGCGAGCCUUGCUGGCUCAGCACUACCGCUGGGCUCUGCAGGCCGGAGCCCACUUCCUGGAUGUACACGGGGUCCAGCUUCCAGAACAGUCUGGCUUGCUCCCAAAUGGAGACCCUCCAGCUGUCUGUGAGAUAUCGCCCUUGGUGUCUUACUCUGGAGAGGGGUUGGAAAUGUACCUGCAAGGCAGAAAACUCCAGUCUCCAUUCAUUCUGGAUGAGGACCAAGCCAUGCUGCUGCAGCCACAGGAGUGCUAACCUGCUUGUUCCCGGGCUCUCUGGCCGUGGGGUUCUAUAGGGUGGUGAUACAGCUCUGAGUGGGGUUCUGAGUGGAUAUGCUAGCCUGCAGGACGCCAAAGCAAGUGUGCUAGUUGACUUUGAAAGGUUGGGACCUCUUGGAGUUCCCCCCAACCCCCCCGUGGACUCUGGUUGUUUGUGUGUGUGGUUUUUGUUUGUUUUGUUUUUGCCUCCUUGCUGGCUCUGGGGCUUGGCUGAGAGGCAGGGGCUUAAGUUUGGAAAACGGGGCCAGAAGAGGCUUCAGGGUCGGGGCAGGGGGUUGUCUAAGAAGUCACGUGAGAUGCCUUUCUAGCAUGUGCCCUCCCAGUGCACAGGCCAGCCUCAUGCUCAGCAGACAGUGAGCUGUGUCUUAUGGGGGUGUAGACAGCAGUACCCCUAGACAGCAGAAUCCUAACUGGAGUAAGGCUGAGCAUGACAGGAUCAGAAGCCUGAUGCCAGUGGUUAAGACUGGGCUGAAGAACUCUGAUCCGAAUACCUGAGAUGAAAGAUGAAGUCUCCUGCCUUCCUAGACCUCUCCCACAGCCUGAGUCUCCUAGUCAUACCUGCAAGUGGGCCUGGCUUCUGUGUCCUGAGUCAUGUUCUCCAAGAAUGAGAGAUCACACUGUUGCCUUCUGCAACUGAUUUUGACCCAGACAGGAGCACACCUCAUUUUGGUAAGUUUCUUUUCCCAGAGCUUCGAGGGGAAGCUCUGGGAUGGAGAUGUAGCUGCCUGUGUAAAGUAGUGCUUGGCUGUGCUGCCCAGCCUUGUUCUCGCACUGACUGUACCUCCUCUAAUUCACGGCUGUUUUCCCAUGCAACAAAAUGACGACACCGGGCUUUCCCCUGUAAUGUAAUAGUGGUCAGGACAGGCAGCCUGCUCUGCAGCCACCUACCCCAAGAUGUACGGGCUCCUCUCGUUCCCAUUGGCCUUCCCAGAGGGUCAGUGGGAGGAGUGCAUUCACCUUUUGGUGUUGAAGCAGAGGGAAGAUCAGGCCUGCAACCGCCAUUGUUGGACCAGCAUGUAGAAGUCAAGCUGAGGUUUUGCUGGGCUCUUGUGGUCGUCUUGCUGUAGACCUCAGAAGCAAAUGGUGUAUCUUGGCACCUUCUCUUAUUGUUCCACAGGCAAGCCAGGGCCCCUGGGGCAGGCGAGAUCAAACGGAUGGAGAUAAAACCCCUAGUCUCCUCUUGAGUAAGCAGUCAGUUGAGUAGAUUCUGGAAAGGACUAAAAAAUUUCAAAGAAACCUCCAUGUUCUCCACCCUUUUCCUUGGUGAUUGUAUCUUACACGAUACCAGACUGGGGGUGACAGAGGUGUGGUGUUUCAAGAUAUAUGAAUGUAUUAGCGUACCCCGCAUUCAAUCGGGAUGAAUAAUUGUCCCCUCAGCAUUGAGCUCUCCUUUAGGCUACCUCUCCACAGUCACACCCCACCAUUCCUAGCCUGUAUUAUCCUAAAAAGACUACUGACUUUUAGAA
This is a messenger RNA of Grammomys surdaster, 3082 nucleotides long. RefSeq names its product UDP-N-acetylglucosamine pyrophosphorylase 1 like 1 (gene Uap1l1). NCBI's taxonomy places the organism in Eukaryota, Metazoa, Chordata, Mammalia, Rodentia, Muridae. Gene Ontology annotation, biological process: UDP-N-acetylglucosamine biosynthetic process. Gene Ontology annotation, molecular function: UDP-N-acetylglucosamine diphosphorylase activity. The record is from RefSeq and is a predicted model, not a curated record. The transcript has 9 exons. Bases 70 to 1593 code for a protein of 507 amino acids.